Caenorhabditis briggsae is the source of this 2310-nucleotide messenger RNA. Gene Ontology annotation, molecular function: protein dimerization activity. The transcript has 5 exons. NCBI's taxonomy places the organism in Eukaryota, Metazoa, Nematoda, Chromadorea, Rhabditida, Rhabditidae. The coding region runs from base 1 to 2310 and encodes 769 amino acids. The record is from RefSeq and is a predicted model, not a curated record. Gene Ontology annotation, biological process: negative regulation of vulval development.
AUGAAUCCCGAUUCCAGUCAAAAAACAUGCGAACUACUCUCAAAAUUCAUGAUCUCUCAAGGAAUUCCCCUGGCGAAUAUUCGAAAUUCGGCGUUUCAAGACCUUCUAGAACAUUUUGAGCAGCCAGAUUUCGAGAUUCCAACCGAGAAGUGUCUAGAGGACUCGUUGAAAUGGGCGGAGCCAGAGACGAUGGAUUGCAAAGUGGGCGGAGCGUUAAGUAUUACUGUAGAUUUGGCGGCCGAAGAGGAUGGAACCGACGAGAAGUGGAUCGUUUUUUCAUGUCAUCACUUUGAGGAUUUUCAUAAAAGAACGGCGGUCGUGCAUUUUGAGAAACUCGAGAUUGCUCAAUUCAACUGGCCCACUCUCUGGUCCCGAAUCCACGUGGCAAUCACCGCCGCAUACACCAACUUCCACACCGUCAACAUCGUGUGCUCGAGCCCCGAGCUCGCCGAGAUCUUCCGACAGCCUUCAGAAUCCCGAAAUUCAGAAGACGUCAGACGCAACGACUACAUAUGCUUCGCGUUCUAUGUCGACAAAUUCGCUCGCCAGAUUUUGGAAAUCGACGAGGUGAAAAAAUCGAUAAAUCGACUUCAUCGAUUUUUGAAGGUGUUGAAAACGGUGCCGGAAAUUUAUCGAUUUUUUGUGGAAUUUCAAAAAUCCAAAAAUUGGGACCCGAAAUUGCCGACAAUCGAUUCAAAGUGCUGGCAAUCGGAGCUCUUUCUGUUCACCAGAUGUUUAGAAAUGGACCCAAUCUUCCUUCAAAUCAGCCAACGUUGGAGUCUGGUCUCCAACUACAUCACGUCUUCUGAAUUCAACAAUCUUCUCUACAUUCAGAAGGUUCUCGACGAAUGCGAGCAAUGUCUUCAGAAUCUUGGAACGUCGAAUUCGUCAAUGUCUCAAGUCAUUCCAGCGAUUUCUCGGAUUCAGAUGACGACGAUGAAUUCGAAAUUCGACGAUGCGGAAAGUCUGAAUCCCACCAUUCAGACGCUGUUCUCCGACGUCUUCUGUGAAUUCAACGGCUCAGAAGACUAUCAAAAAUCCACGUGGCUAGAUCCGCGAUUCGCGUUUAGAAGGGACAUUCAGCCAGUGGAAAAAUGGGAUGACGUGACGCAGAAAAUUUUAGAAGGCUCUUCUGAAGGCGUCAAAAUUGAAUUCCAACAGGAAAUUCAAAAAUAUCGAAAACUUCUAAAAUCCGAACGUCCCGCGCCUUCAGAAUCCCCGUUCAUCUGGUGGGUCCUUCAUCAGGAACGUCUUCCAAAUCUGGCGAAUCUCGCACAUCGAUUUCUCGCCGUUCCCGCGGUUUCCAUUGACUCCGCCCACUUUUUCGGCCCGUCUGGAAAGUUCUCACACGUCUCCAGAAUCUAUAGAGAUUCUGGAACUUCUGGAGAUCGCUGGAUGCGAUUCGCCGCACGUCAUCAGGAAUUCAGAGGACGUGGAACACGAAUGCCAUAUAAGGCAGAGGGAUUCGCAAGACCUUUACUGGAUUUCAAAGCUGAGCAAUCGCGAAAACGAAGAGCAUCUUCUCCUUCUGGAGAUAUCAAUUUAUCGAUUUUCGAGCCGAAAACUCAAGGAAAAACGGUACAGGACUAUCUGAUGAUAAAACGACGAAACAUUGUGAAAUGGCAGCCGAACAACGACUACAAGUCAUCUUCCACGUUGUACACAACACUUCAGAAUACGUUCAGAGCUUCUGAAGAGCCUGAAGGCGUCACGACACCGUUGGACGACGUCUUCAAAGACGUCAAAUUGGAGCAGCCGGAGGAGAUCAAAGUGGGCGGAGUCGAGGAGGACAUUUGGAGUCCGCAUACGUGGAUGGGCAGUGAAAAGAAAAAGCAAUGCAAUCGCCGUUGCUGCCUGUGCAAUCAAAUGAAACUGCACGAGGAGGUCAAAAAUGUGACGAUCAUCGGCGAGAAGCUUCUCAUGGCUCUGAUCGCAUUUCACACUGGUCGAACGUCGGAAAAUCACGCCAGAGACGUGUAUAAUCGUGAGAAGAAGAGCUUCUUCUGUCGAGAACACUACGGCGAGACGGCUGGCGGAAUUUUGAAUUUUCUAAAAAUCCAAAAUUCCGCGAAACUAGCCGAUUGCUCGAUGGAACCGCUUCAAGGCGCAUGUAAUGCGAUUACGGAUGGACGAGUCGACUUGGCCGACAACAAUUUGCGCGCUUUUAUGAUCAAUUUUGUACAGAAAAAUGAGGUGGGGACAUUUUUUUUUUCAAAAUUUUUCAAAUUUUUUGUUUUUCAGGAAAAAUCACCGAUCCCAUUUUACAAACCGUCUGAAAACCAAAACCGAUCGGAAAGCGGUGAUCAUUGA